AUGGAGUUAUUUUUUCUCUUUUUGAUACUACUACAGUUUUUAUCAACUUCAGCUGGUGUUUCUUUGGAUUGUCCAGGACUUCAGCUUUGCUCCAGUACUAAUUUAACAGCAACUUGUCAAGUAUCGAGUAAUGUCAUUGCCUGGUUGAUGAAUGGGGUCCACGUAAAGUCUUACUCCAUUAACUCUGACUUAGGAGAAACUUACAAUAGUGGAUCAAUUCAAACUACACUAGUCGGUCGGAAUCCAACCAUAUCUACAUUAUCCAUUAGUAUAGUGGCUAGUAAUUCAAUGGAAGGAUUCAGUAUUAGAUGUGCUGAUGGACUCAGUGGAAGUUAUAAAGAAUGUGGGAUACAGUUUAUUAACCGUCCAAGUCCUCCAGCUAAUAUAACAGUUACUAAUAUUACUGAGAGUUCUAUUGGUCUUGAAUGGAGUCCACCAGCUUCCCUCUCUACUGCUCCUAUUACUGGCUACAUUGUUAAUGUGUCCUAUGUAAAUGGAACUAGUUUCAACUGUCCUGUCCAUCAGUGUAACCUGACAACUGGUGAUACUAACAAGACUCUAAUAUCAGGACUUAAGAAUGAUACUCAAUACUUGCUCUCAAUCUCUGCUAUUAAUUGUAUUGGUGAAGGUAGUUACAGUCCUGGGAUACAAGUCACUACUGGUAAAUCAUCUGUUCAUGUAUCAAAUUUAUCAUUUACUGCAAUCAGUUAUACUACAGCAGAGCUUAGCUGGGAGACCAGUGCUACUGAUACUGUUCAAUCAUUCUUUGUUCAUCUCUAUACUAAUACAUCAGUCGAUGUUGCAUCAUUCAUUGUAUACAAUCAAAGACUUAAUGUUACAAAUCUAACUAAAGGAGCUGAUUAUUACGUUGUGGUUCAAGCUAAAGACUCAUUUGGAUAUAUUAGUGAUUUCUCUCCUUCACUCUAUUUCACAUUAGAUGAUCCAGACGACGUUGAAGUGGUAAACAGCUCACUUACACUGUUGCCAACGAGGAGUGACCACAACAACAAAAGUGCAGUCAUUAGAAUUAUUAUUGAAUAUCCCUUUGAUGAGAGAAGGCCACCCAUCAUGUCUUAUCUGUUACGUCACAACGCGACCAUACAUGGAAACGACACCUAUGUGAUGUAUGGCUCAAAACACUCCCAAUUCUCUAUUGAUGUUCCCAGUGGUUAUGUUGGGUCUGUUUUUACAGUCAGUAUUGCUGCUGUUAAUGCAUUGAGUACUGGCAAUUGGACAAGUGUACAUUUUGAAAUUGUACAGGAUUCUUCUAAUGCCACUGGUGUCUCUAUGACGAGUGUCUCUAGUCCUGAGUUACCAUUCACUCCUAAUAUACCAUUGACUACAUCAAGUCCAGUAAUAAGCUCUAAGACUGAUAGCACUUUUACAUCAACAACAAAUCAAAUAUUACUCCCUCCUAGUAUGACACCAAAACCAGUAGGUCAGCAGUCAUUUGUGAUUGUAUUUGGUUUACUGGCUAUCCCAAGCUUUUUACUAUUCAUUUUGUAUCUCUUCAUUUUGGUUUGUAUCUGCUCCAUAUUGGUUGCCAGAAAGAGGAAGAGGAAAUCUCCUGGUCAGAAAUGUUCCCUUGAAGCGAAUCCUUGCUAUGAGACUGUGACUACUAAUGCUAGUCUUGCUAGACAAACUUCCUCAGAUAAUGGUGGUAGAGCUCCAUCUUUUAUGAUUCUACCAAUUUCUCCUAACCCUUGCUAUGAAGAACCAUGGGCAUGUAGGUCCAACCCUUGUUACGCAGAGCCAUCAUUUCAGUUCUCAUUUGACGAAGGGUCGUCCAUAGUAACAACAGACAAUUCCUGCUAUGCUACAGCUGGCGAAUAUUGAGAACAUUAUAUUUUUAUUUUUUGCUAAUUUGAUGAUAAUGAUCAUAAUUGAAAAAUAAACCUGCGAGAUUCAAGGAGCUUCCUUUUAGCAAAAUGUGCAGGCGUUAGAU
Amphimedon queenslandica is the source of this 1945-nucleotide messenger RNA. Its product is annotated as titin-like. NCBI's taxonomy places the organism in Eukaryota, Metazoa, Porifera, Demospongiae, Haplosclerida, Niphatidae. The transcript has 10 exons. Gene Ontology annotation, molecular function: protein binding. Bases 1 to 1836 code for a protein of 611 amino acids. The record is from RefSeq and is a predicted model, not a curated record.